Messenger RNA from Aphis gossypii (cotton aphid), 1520 nucleotides. RefSeq lists its product as uncharacterized. The transcript is spliced from 4 exons. Lineage: Eukaryota; Metazoa; Arthropoda; Insecta; Hemiptera; Aphididae. The record is from RefSeq and is a predicted model, not a curated record. Bases 121 to 1038 code for a protein of 305 amino acids.
GUCGAAUAAAACGAGCCACCGCCGGCCGACCGUCGUUCAGUCGAUACCGACCAACCGCCGCGGUUAUUGUAUUUUUGGAUCGAUUAAAAUAGGACAACGCCACCGUUUCCGUCCGCAGACAUGGAUACGUCGCUGCUAUGGUUAACAGUCUUGGGCUGUACAAUGUGCAUGGCCAGUUCAGAAGGGCCACCGUCUUCGACUCCCGAAGUUUCUGGUUUUCGGAUGAUGUUUAAUGCGUACAGACAGUGUUCGGACCAACCGGAAAUGGUUGUGUGCUUGAAGAGUCGGGCACUCCGGAUGCUGGACAGAGCCAUUCAUAUGGAAAACAUUCAAAUAACUGACGGUAUAUCACUGGUGAAAAAAUCUGAAAACAACGGCAGAUCGUUAGAAGUAGACAACAGCGAAGUAGCUGAAAACGUGAUCCCUGAGAACUCAGCCGAUUUCGGUAAACAUGUGGAUUCGAUGUUGUAUGAAAAAUUGUCCAGGUUCGCCAGGUCAAGAUCGCUCCAGCUGUCCAUGCCACAGAUGUUCGAAGAAGGCAGGGACCUCGAUGAUGGUGUGUACUUAACUGGUCGCAAGAAGAAAAAGGACAAGGGCGGCCAAGUGUAUCUGAUGAUGCUCAAAGGCGGUCUGCUGGCCAUGGCGUACAAAGGCCUGGCGUUGUUGGCCGGCAAGGCUCUGUUGGUGAGCAAGAUCGCACUGACGUUGGCCAUUCUGGUGGCGUUCAAGAAGCUGUUCAGCGGCGGCGGUCACGGUGGAUCGUCCAAGACGACGUACGAGAUCGUCAAGCAGCCGGUGAUGACGCACUCGCACCAGUACGCCGCGCCCGGUGCCGCCGACACGUUCGGCAGCUACGACAACAGCGGACCGUACGCGCGAAGCAUCGCCCAACCGGACGUCGUGCCUUACCCGCAGCUCGCCGCGUACAGGGCUCACGUCAGGGGCGUGAGUGGCGGUCCAGCGAUGAUGUCGUCCGCAGCUUCGUCACAGUCGUCCGCCGUGCAACACGAUUCCGGUCCCAGAGACGAAGCGCUCUGAACGCGCCCGGCUCGUUUCCCGACCGACCGAUCCCGUCGGGUCUCAGCAGCCGUAGCUGACCCCACCGCAGCCACCAACUAUAUUAUAUAACUUCAUCGCAUGAACCAAGAUAUUAUUAUAUAUUAUUUUCGGUCUCCCGGGAACCCGUCUAAGACUUCGUAAUUGAAUAAAGCUAUAUACAUUAUAAUAUCAUCAUAUCAUUAUAAACUAUUUAUUUAUUUAUUUUAUUAUCGCCUUUUUUAUACAUAUAUAUAUAUAUAUUUAUAUAUUAAAUACAUAGUAUAAUAAGCGUAUAAUAUAUUAUAUUUUUAUUAUUACUGCAGCUCUACCGCGUUCUCCGAUCGCAAUUAUUAUUAUUAUUAUUAUUAUUAUUAUUAUUAUUAUGAAUAACUGAUUGUGCUCAAUGUUGUGUCGUACAAUAUUUUUUAUAUUUUAUUUAAGAUUAAGAAUAAUAAAAAAAAAAAUAAUAAUUAUAAAACCAA